This is a messenger RNA of Dreissena polymorpha, 4448 nucleotides long. RefSeq lists its product as uncharacterized. Gene Ontology annotation, biological process: positive regulation of DNA-templated transcription. The record is from RefSeq and is a predicted model, not a curated record. The coding region runs from base 296 to 2062 and encodes 588 amino acids. The transcript has 2 exons. Gene Ontology annotation, cellular component: chromatin; nucleoplasm. Gene Ontology annotation, molecular function: ubiquitin-protein transferase activity; zinc ion binding; protein binding. Lineage: Eukaryota; Metazoa; Mollusca; Bivalvia; Myida; Dreissenidae.
CUUACGAAGGUUGCGGAGAUAGUCGAUGCAUCACGAUUGGUAUUUCCCUUACGACUUUUAGCGACACAGAGAUAAACUUUAGGGCGUAGAAGGAAGUAGGACAGUUAUAGUGUUUUAUUGUUUUAUUUGGAUAUCAUUUGGUGUUCAUAUAUAUAAUUUGGCAACGUAAUUAAGCAAGAACAUAUAAUUGUAUAUAAUUUCAUUUUUUAUGUAAAAGAUAUUGAAAGUAUAUAUUAAACUUAGAAACAGUGGUUUUUAAAUCGAAAGUAGAAACAGGUUCAAACAAAAUUUCACAAUGGCUUCUAAAAGAUUUGUGGAUUCAAACCGAGACAAUGCAGGCGACUUUAUUGGAGUAAGUGCUGUGACACAAUCAUGUGAGCCCUGUAUGAAAACCAACGUAUCAAAAACUGCUACGGUUAUCUGCAAGGAUUGUGAUGAAUACCUGUGCGAUACGUGCCAAAAUCCGCACACAGUCUAUAAACCAGGUCAGCACAUAAUUGUCAAUGUACAGGACAAUACAUCUGCGCCCGUUAUAAUCGACAUGAAAGGAAUGGACAAGUGCCAUGAGCAUGCGCGAGAAAUAGAGUUUUUCUGCCAGGAUCAUUAUAAGCUUUGCUGCGUUUCAUGUGUUCUCAUUCACCGGAAAUGUGACCAAUUGGAUGAAAUAGCCAAAGUAUCCAGACAAACACGCCCCGACCUGCAAGCAUUAAAACAAUCAUUGAUAAAAAUGCAAUCCGAGGCUGACGCUAUGAUAGCGGAUUGUAAGCAGUCGGAAACUGGCUUCAAUGAGUCCAUUGCAAAGAUUUCUGCAGAGGUGGAUACAAUGAAAGAUCGUAUCAUACAACUAUUUGAAGAAGCAAAGCAGAAAUUAAUAAGUGAGGCAAUACAGUUUAAAACUGCCAAAGUCAAACGAAUCGGGAAUAAAUGUGACGCCUCGCUCAAAGUUAAGGAAGAACUAAACAAUGUAUUGUCGAUGUGUUGUGUCGUUUUAGAACGCGGAACGCCCAGUCAACAGUAUAUUUAUUCAGAACAAAUGAAGGAGAAACGGAAAACUAUCGAAUCAACUAUAGAUGAACAAAGAAAAAUUACAUUCUCAUCAACAAUGACAGUGUCUUUUCCAAAACAGGUUACUUCACUUCUUGAGAUGGGAAGCAAUUCUAUAAAACUGAAUUAUGAUGGCAACAAGACAGUGGACACCAGUAGCUUUAGUUUGUCGUCCCCACCAAGGCCUGUCACCCUAGAGUUGCUUGUAUCUGUGGAUCUACACAAGACUGGAGAUUAUGAGAGGGAUCCUUUCCUCACUGGACUGGACUUCCUGCCGGACGGGAGACUGGUAGCCGUGGAUAACAAGAACAAGACAUGUACCAUACUGAAUGAGCGACUACAGAGACUGGGAACACCGUACAAGUUCAAGAGUAAACCACAUAGCGUAGCAUGUGUGUCUCAUGAUACACUGUGUGUAAAGGUUGGUGGUGCAUAUAAAGCAGUAUGUCUCCUGUCCGUGAGUACAGACAAUACCAUCACACUGACCAGGGAGAUCAAUACAUCAUCAAAGUUCAGAUCUAUAUGCUGCAUGUCUCCAUCUAACAUGGUCGUUAGUACGUACGAUGAUCCCCGUCCUGCUAGAAUGAUAUCAGUGGACGGGGUAGAGUCACACUUUGAUCACUCCCUGGCGUUUCCUAUGAAGACGUACAAAGUUGAUGAGAGUACAUGCACGUAUGUCCUGUCUAAGAACACGUUAGUACUGACUGACAGGUACGCUCACACAGUGUACAUGUACGACACCAUGAAUGGCACAUCUAGAGCAGUCACUAAUGAGAACAUACAGGGGCCUCGUGGUGCCUGUGUAGGGCCUGGUGACACGGUGCUCGUGUGUAGUAUGGAUAAGAACUCCAUCGUGCACCUGAGUGUUGAUGGAAACAUUAUCGGUACCUACCCAGUGGAUAUGCAGAAACCGACCAGCAUAGGUUUGUCUAAGAACGGCACUAGGUUGGCGAUUUCUAACAGUGUUAAUGGCAACAGGAAACUUCAUUUGUAUAAGAUAUCACCGGCAAUGCAUUAGGUGACUAGUAAGACGUGAUCCAUGUGAUCAUGCAAUGAUCUUCCAUCAUAUAUAUUAUAAAUGCUCGGGAAUGGUGAUGUUUCAAUCAAUACGGUAUACGUUUUGAUUGAUAAAAACUAAAUAGUGUUGUUAUUCAUUUUUAUUGCACCAGAAUUUAAAACUGCCUAUGUAUUGUGAAUUUAACAUUAUUAAACAUAAGUUUUAAAACACUUAAAAUAACGUCAUUGUUUUACAAAAUACACGGUGCUGGUGUGCAGUAUUAGGAAGCACUCCAUCGUUCACCUGAGUGUUGAUGGAAACAUUCUCGGUACCUACCCAGUGAAUAAGACGCUUCCUUACAGCAAUAUUGAUUUUCGUGAAUUGAUGUUGUUAUAUCAACUCGUCAUACUAUUAUAUUUGAAGAAAAUUGAAUAGUGUUGUUAUAAGGUUUUAUCGUUGAAGAAUUUCGAAAUAUUUCGAACAAGCUAUGUACUAUGCAUUUGUUAUUAUGUAAAAUGUGUCUUUAUACGUAACUUCAAGAAAUGUUACAUUGUAUAUUUGAAUGAUUUUAAAUGUAUUGUGUAUGUAAUGCUAUAUAUAUUUGCCUUUCAUGCAACUUAACCGGUGUGUACGGUAGUUAGGCGCGUUAAGUAUUUCUAAAUGAAUGUUGUUGUUUUUUAAAAACAUUACUAUGCAUAUAUUUUCUUAAAGGGUCCGUCCAAUAGAUUUUGGCAUGCAUUGAAGCAUGUCAUUUAAUGCUUCAUAUUGAUAAAUUUUAACAUUUAACCUAAAAAUCUCCAGUAAAAAACAAACAAGAAUACAAUUUAAAAAAGGAAAAAAAUAACCCUCAACAGGGCUCGAACCACUGACCCCUUGAGUCCUGGAGUAAAAAGUCUACCGCAUUGACCACUCUAGUACUCUACCAUCCAUGCUCAUGCAUAGAGCGGAUGUAUUUUUUACCUUAGUAUAUAAGCAAUCCUCAUAGAUUCCCAAAAUAUAACUACAACAACAGAACUUUUCAAAGUAUUCAAUCGUCUCGCGUCGCACGACACUUUAUAAUUUUCAGGUUUUCAAAUCGUCAAAAGAUGCAUAUAAUAGAUAUUUAAGAGCAUGAUAAAUGGUCAGUAUUACUAUUUCUUCAAAAUAUCAUAACAAAAACGAAAAUUUGCGAAUCUGAAACAACUUUUUAUAAUUUUGUCAACUUACCAAUCUGUUGGACGGCCCCAUUAAUACCAUGAAUGAAAUUGUGCGUUCUCUCAAAAUAAUGCUUGUUUUUGUUUAACGUACAUUGGCCACUAUAUAAUGAUAAAAAAAGUCGACUAGGACUAGAAUUCCCAGCAUGUCACCUGUGCCUGUAAAUAGUCUAAGAAGCCUUGUAUCGUUAUAAUGUAAAGGAUACUAUAAAAAGCCGUUAAUGUCCGUUGUUGUUUGUUUUCAAAUUAAUUACAAAGCGACAAUAUCAAAUACAUUCCAGACUCAUCUUAGCUGUGUUAUAAUUUUAUUUUACAAUUAAUCAAUACUUGCACUGUGUAACAAUUUAUGUAUUCGUGAAUUACUGGGGCCGAGAAAACACACGCUUUAAUUGAAAACCUUGUAAUACAUAACGCUCUGAUCAGACAUCCCCAUAGCAACGUGCUGAGAAUGAUAAAACCGAGAAUUCGAGUAAGGUAGUAAACCCAUCAUAUUCAAUGUUAAGAACAUUUGUUUACAAAUCAUAUUGUUAUAUUAUUUUCUUGAAUCAAUAAUAAAUGUAAACAAGUUUGUCUGCUGUCCGAUUACGAUCCGGGACAACUUGUUUUCAAAUCGAACGCUCUACUACGGAGGCCCUAAUAUCGUGUUUAACCCAUUUAUGCCCAGUGGACUCUCCCAUCCUUCUAAAUUUGAUCAAUUUAUUUCCAAAAUUAGGAAUGUCUAGUAUAUAUAUUUCUAUAUUUAGAAUAUUUCGUACAGAAAUUCCGUUAAGCAAACAGCGUAGACCCAGAUGAGACGACGCUGUUUGCCCAGGCCUUUUUUCUAGACGCUAGGCAUAAAUGGGUUUUAAGAACCCCUAUCUUGUUUUGAUUCUGCCUAAUUCGUAUGGUUAUAUGCAUAUACGCAUGUUUUCUUCAAUUUAAAUUGCAUGUAGUUCAUUUUUAACUUUAAUCACUUCCUACGACUUUGAUUAAAAAUGUACAUCUUUAUAUGUUAAGGAAUGUAUUCCAAUCACGAUCAGAAAAGGUACGGGCGGCUACGACUUGGUAAAUGAAUAGCAUGACCAAUGCCAUGAUGCGUAUAUUAUAUUACAUAACGGUGUACUUUUAACUCGUAUAGUUUUGUCAUUUGUCACGGCUUUUAAUUUCUGGAAAUGUUAACUUGUUUGUUUUGCCUGACGAAUUCGUGAAUACAAUUUGUAAAGAUAAAAACUAGU